AAUCCAUUCAUUCAGAGGCUGGAGAGCGCCAGGCGUGGAAGGUUGUACCGAGCGCUGUGAGUGAUCGCUACGGGGUGACACCCUCAUCCAUCACGCCAGCCUGGACUCUGCUGCUGGCUUUUAAGGAAAGGAACUAUCGUGUGUUGCGCAAUCGGCCGCGCUGUUCUGCUUCUCUUUGGAUUGUACUCUGCGCUAAGGAAAAGUAUCGCCGCGGAGCCCUCCCUUCACCACCUCCUCCCCUCCAUGCAGCUAACACGGAGCCUGGCUUUACCUCUGACCAGCUUAACCCACUGUGCAGGUUGACAGCCAUUGCUGUGCACAGUGAUCGGGGGGAGCCGUGGAUCUACGUCCCCCGCUGGCAGAGCCGGAGAUAAUUUGGGUUGUAGUAGUAUGAAACGUCUCAUGUCCCAUGCUUAAUCACCACUGCACCGCCCGGGUCCUCCGCAGCGCUGCUUCACAUGGGAUUGUGCCUGGAUCCUGCUCGCAGCUAGAUUUUCAGAUGCAUGCCAAGUUCCUGUUGAAUGCCAGAAGUCGAGAUCACUACAGAUGGAGCUACAUAGUCAACAUGGCCCUAGCGGUUCAUUAGCUGUCAUCCAGCAGCCUUCUUUAGACAGCAGGCAGCGGCUGGAGUAUGAACGAGAGGUUCCACCAGCCACUAUCUUGUCUCUGGACCAGAUCAAAGCUCUCCGGAGCAGAAACGAGUACACAGAGGGCCCAUCCAUGGUGAGGAAACAUGGGCCCAAAACUGCUCCACGAUACAGUAAGCAGGAGAGGACUCACGAAAUCCUACCAGUCAAUGUGAAUAAUAACAAUGAGCACAGACCCCCUCACUUGGCUCACACGGGACAUGUGUACAUGGCAAGGGCUCCUGUGCUCAGUAGGUCAACCAGCACAGGAAGUGCCGCAAGUUCUGGGAGCACAAAUAGUGCCUCUUCUGAACAAGAACUUUUGGGACAAUCUCCACCAACCAGACACAGCUCUGGCCACGGGACGGACAGGGUAGUUCGGAUGCAGCCGAAGGCAUCUGCAUUGGUAGCAGAUGACUUAAAGAGCUCUUUAAAAGUGGACUCAACGCAGCACAGGUUUAUUUGUGAACAGUGUGGAAAGUGCAAAUGUACAGACUGCACAGCUCCAAGGACCCUACCGUCAUGCUUGGCUUGCAAUCGUCAAUGUCUUUGCUCUGCUGAGAGCAUGGUGGAAUACAGCACUUGUAUGUGUCUGGUGAAAGCGGCUUUCUACCACUGCUCGAAUGACGACGAGGGCGACUCGUGUGCGGAUAACCCUUGUUCUUGCUCCCAAUCACACUGCUGCUCUAGAUACUUGUGCAUGGGACUCAUGUCCUUGUUCUUACCCUGCUUACUCUGCUACCCUCCUGCCAAGGGAUGCCUGAAACUGUGCCGUGGUUGUUAUGACAGAGUGAAUCGCCCAGGUUGCCGGUGUAAGAACUCAAAUACUGUAUACUGCAAACUGGAUGAUGUUCCUCGAGGUCAGGGCAAGCCCUCCUGACUUUGAGUGGAGGGAUUUUUCUGGACAACUUAUGGAUCCAUUUGCUGUGUAGGCUCUGCGUUUAUACAUGUGUGUUCAUAAGGUCAUCCAUGAAUCCUUUCGAUGUUCUACUUUGCCAGAUUUCCACAGUAAUAGGCCUAGAGGAGUUGUCGGCAUAGGCAUGUAUGUGCACAUUAACACCAUAUUUUGGCUUGAGGAACAAUGAUAAUACCUGUCCUUUGUACUGGUCUGUUAGCUAGUUCUUAGAAAUCACACGAGGAGUAGUUUUCUUAAAUUUGACAAUGGUAAGAUCUUAUCAUUAUGCAUUUUAUCUUUGAGUAAGAUAGGCAUUCCCUGCAAGUUGCCUUUACGUUCCUGCUCCUGGUAUUGGGUUCAUUCAGUAUGUGCAUUAAUGCCCACCCCUUCUAUCUUGUGUAUGCGUUGGCAUCAGACACGCUUGUGUAUGUUGAAGGACAUCUAUUUAAAUCCAGCCCACCCUCCAAUCUUCCUUAUCUUGUUCCUGUUACUAAUGUGUUAUUUUUCAGGUGCCAGAAAAUCCAGUAGCCUUAACGAAAUAAGCUCUUUCCUCCAGGGAUCUGAUAUUUUGUGCUUCCUGGCGGUGACCUGUUUUUUGUUUUUGUUUUGUUUUUUACGUCUUCUGUGUUUCAAUUGCCUUAGCCACAGCCUGGCUUUUUUUUUUUUUGUUUGUUUUUUUGUACAUUUUAUGUA
Molecule: messenger RNA, 2214 nt
Organism: Bufo gargarizans (Asiatic toad)
Lineage: Eukaryota; Metazoa; Chordata; Amphibia; Anura; Bufonidae
Gene: SPRY1
Product: sprouty RTK signaling antagonist 1
Exons: 2
Coding region: 547-1506 (319 amino acids)
Biological process (GO): animal organ development; negative regulation of Ras protein signal transduction; negative regulation of MAP kinase activity
Cellular component (GO): cytosol; membrane
Source: RefSeq, a predicted model, not a curated record